GCGUCACUCAGCUUGGUAGAGCUCCCCAGUUACGCUCCUGCUACAGUAGGUAUGGUGUGGAUAAACUUGGAGCCUUGGAGGCUUCCUCAGCAUACUGGAGAGGAGAUAAAGAGCGUGAAAACUUUGCAAAGGGUCUAGCCCCUACCAAAAACGCCUAAAGGAAUACCUACCUUGCAAUGCUGGAAGAAUCAAAAGAAUGUGAUCACAUGGAACUGACCAAGAGGCAGGAUCUAUUCUUCUUUCAUCCUUUAAGCCCUGGAAGUUGUUUCUUUCUUCCUCAUGGUGCUAGAGUGUGCCACAAACUGUUGGAGUUUAUGCGCAGUCAAUACUGGAAGCGAGGUUAUGAAGAGGUUUGGAGCCCAAACAUAUAUAAUAUGCAGCUUUGGGAAACUUCUUCUCCUGUUACAAACUAUAAGGAGAAUAUGUUUGUAUUUGAGAUUGAUAAACAAGAAUUUGGUCUCAAGCCAAUAAAUUGCCCUGGCCAUUGCUUAAUCUUUGACCAUAGAGUUCGCUCGUACAGAGAAUUGCCACUUAGGCUUGCAGACUUUGGAGUUCUUCAUAGAAAUGAGGCCAGUGGUGCACUUACAGGAUUAACAUGUGUCAGAAGAUUUCAGCAGGAUGAUGCUCACAUAUUCUGUAGGGAGUCACAGGUCAAGGAUGAAGUCAGAGGUGGAUUAGAAUUCAUGGAUAAUGUCUACAAGACAUUUGGGUUCACCUAUCAGCUGAAGCUAUCUACAAGACCGGAAGAAUAUCAUGGAGAAGUGGCAACUUGGGAAAAAGCAGAAGCUGCUCUUUCAGAUGCGCUCAAUGAAUUUGGGAAACCAUGGGAGAUUAAUGAGGGCGGUGGAGCAUUUUGUGGGCCAAAAAUUGAUAUAAGUGUCUCUGACGCAAUGAAAAGGAAUUUCCCAUGUGCAACACUACAGCUGGACUUUCAACUUCCUGAGUGCUUCAAGUUAUCUUAUUCAGCAGAAGAGGAGAGUAAGAGGGAGGUACCAGUUAUGAUACAUAGAGCUAUCCUUGGUUCUGUGGAGCGCAUGUUUGCUAUACUCUUGGAGCACUUUAAGGGGAAAUGGCCUUUCUGGCUAAGUCCACGCCAAGCAUUGGUUUGUCCUCUAUCAGACAAAUCUCAAUCAUAUGGAAUAAAGCUGCGUGAUCGGAUUCAUGGUGCGGGGUUUCAUGUUGAUGUUGAUACAUCGGACAAGACUGUCCAGGAAAAAGUACGAGAAGCUCAGAUUGCAGAAUACAACUUCAUAUUAGUGGUUGGUGAAAAGGAGGUUACCACCAGAGAGGUUAGCGUUCGAGAGAGAGACAAUCCCGAUCACAAGGUUAUGACAGUCGAUGAGCUCCUUUCUCACUUCAAGGACUUGGUGGCAUCAUAUCAGUAGUGGUUCUUCAUUUUCUCACCGCAUUCUUUUCCUACUUCAUACCUUGUUUCUUCAUAUGAGAUCUUACAUUCUUUGAAUAUAUUUUAUCAACUACCGUAUGUUUCUGCUCUGUUUAUUUCCAGUUUUUUCAACUGAAUCUGGUACUGUAUCGACGUAUUGGAAACGUUCCGUAUCCGAUACUCUAGGAUACUCGUACUGUACGUUCCCUUGCCGUAUUUGCAAUUUUUAAAAGUUUCCAUUUUUUGGUAAUUAUUUUAAAAUUUCGGAUACCCGUACCCUGACGGAUACACGUAUCAACUUAAAAAAAAAAAUCUUCCAUUUUUUUUAUAAACAAAACACCCAAAAUUUACAUAAUAAAACUCUUAAAAGAUGAAAAUCUAAAAGUAAUUUUUACCUUGCUUUUAUGUGGUACACUACUAAUGGUCCUAUUUCCAAUUUACUCAUCCUCCUGUCCCUAAUUCUAAUUAUCCCUAUAAAUUAAUAGCACCAAUCGGAAAUAUGUAUGAGAACUUGUAAAAUACUACGUAUUGUUUUCUAUCUUCAUUAUUCUAGAACCUUGAGUACUUGCACUUUUAAUUUCAACUAGUAUAGUACCCGUGCGAUGCACGAGACAUAUUUUCUUGGAUAAUUGUAUUUCCAAACAUGUUCGUAAUCAAAUCAAUUUUCAGAAUUCCAAAUUUGGGUAAUUUGAGUUUGCACCCCCAUUUUAUGGUCCAAAUUGAAUUUUUCACCUCAUUUUUAUUUUUUUUUGCAUUUUCACCCCAACCCUGUAUGAAAAGACAAAAUGCCCCUCCAUUAACAAUUCCGUUGGCCUUCAGCAUAUUUCUAAUAUAGGGACAUUUUUGUCUACUCAUACGGGGUUGGGGUGCAAACACAAAAAAAAAUAAAAACAGGUGCAAAAUUCAAUUUGAAAAAAUAAAAUGGAUUGUAAAUUCAAAUUAUCUCUUCCAAAUUCUCAUAUCCAAGGGAGUUUUCAUCCUUGGUAUCAACACUUUUUCUCCUAUACUUAUUCCUGUUAAAAUUUUUGCUUCCAAAGCAUUAUUACCGAGACUACUUUAAAACAUGUGUGACAUUAAAAUGGUCCCAUAUUUUAUACUACGUAUAUGUUUAUUAUUAUUAAAUAUUAAUACUUGGAAAUGAUUACCAUUAUUCAACGCUCCUUGAAUACAUUAUUUGACGUGUUGUUUCUAAAAAUGCAUUCACCGUAUUAGUUAGUCAAAGAAUAACAUAUACUGUGUGUAUAUAUGUGUGCUUAAUUUUGAUGUAAAAAUUAAAAAAAAAAAAAGGACUUAGAAAUAGUUCAAUUUUUUGUUGUUACUUUACUCUAAUUUUUAAAAAAAUUACACCUAAGCAUAUGAAAAAUCAACCAUAAUAUACACCUGGCCGUCUGCCCAAACAGCAUCUCCAAUUUCUCAUUAUCCCAUCACCGUCCACCGCUUCAUUAUACGGAUUAAGCAAACACUACACAUUCCCAAUAGCUUAACACGCCUCCUAGCCAAACACAGCCUCUCUAUGUCGACAGUUGACACUUUCUACAAAAAAUCUAAAAAUCUUCAGAUAUGCACAUACACCAGCCAUCUAUAACUCCAAUCAUAGCUCCAACAUUUCAAUUCGCGCGAGAAGAGUUUACCCAUAUAUUUGAAGAGUUGUUUGACCUUGUAUUCCAGGUUUCUCAGUCCAUCAAUUCACAGAUAAGUUAUCUAAAUCUUUUGCUUUCGAUCGGUGAAGUUUUCCAUUGAACACAAAAUCCAAUUUUACUUUUCAGUCUAUGUUACACACUUGAUUUAUAUAUGGGAUGCAAAGUCUUCAUUGUGUUACUAAAUGAAGUUGGCAGACUCAUAAGGUGAGUGGGCUAAGUAUAGUGUGAGGAAACAAAUGGCCACUCAAUCUGUUCAACACGCCCAGGUUCAACUCAUUGACUUGUUUUCUGUUUGAAAUUAAAUCCAAUUAAUGAAUUUGGGUCAUUUAGAUAGGUAGUUGAAAUCCAAUUGAUCAAUUAACCAAUUAAUCAAUUUUGGUCAUUUCUAAUGUGUUGAAUUAUCUUACUUGAAAUCCAUGUAUCUUGGUCGAUUUUGCUCUAUGGAUUGUUUCUUUUGCGCUUAAUUUUUUUGUUAGUGUAUACAAAAAUUAUUUAUUUUUAUAUUCAAGUAUUAAUGUGACCGAAGAUGUAUUUACUUUUAAUAUAUAGUUACACUACAACAUUUCAACUCCUAAUGUAUCACUUUAAAGUGUUAAAAUAUCACUUAAAAAGUGUUACAUUAGAGAAAAUGUAACACUUUCUUACCAUUACAUUUGCCCAUGUUGCAUUAGAACUGCUGUAACACUUUAUAGUUCAUAAUGUAACAUUUAUACUUCUAGAAAGUGUUACAUUAGAACUAAAAAGUGUUACGUUAGAGAAAUAUGCAACACUUUUAUAGAUAUGUUAUAACUCUUUAAUGUUACGCUAGGUCUAAAAUUGUAGUAGAGUUAUUGUGUGAGAAAAGACAUUGUGUUCUUCUUAGUUAAUUUGAAAUAAUCUUUCUCUAAUGUGUUCUUACUUUGUUCACAUGUCACUAUAGUUUGGGCAAGCAUCAAUCCGGGUUGUAUUGGGAGGUUAUUUUUUAUAUUACUAAUUUGAUUUUUUCUGCUAGUCUGUUCCUGAAAUCCUUUGUGGUAUGGUAUUCCUCAUGUCCCUCAAAUAAAUUUGAUCUUUACUUAUUCAAAUCCUUUAGGAUUCAACACAAAGCUAGUCAAUGAGUUCCUGUUUUUGAAAAUGAAGUUAUUAUAAAAACACAAAACAACAGCAUGCUUAAUGAACGGUAUGUAGUCAUUUAAAAUGACUGAAUGAGUAAACAAAACAAACAACUAAACGCUCAUAAUGAAGUGCUAAUGUGUAAAUUCAAGCAUUUAGAAUAAGGAGAUAAGCAAAACAUUAUCUAAAGUGGCUCUUUAAUGUUGCUCUGAAAAUUUUAUCUAGAAUUCAUUGUCCUGUUGAGGGAUCUUAUUACCAUGCCGAAUAGAUCAAUAGAAAUAAGCUCACAUGCGUAAGAAAUAGAGAUGAAAUAAGCUCACAUGCGUAAGAAAUAGAGAUCGAGCGGUUUGUUUAAUUUCCUCCGUUGAUUAGAUGAUAUUGAUUUAUAAUAAUGGAAUUGAAACCAUGGUAUAUAUUGUGAUCUGAUCUGCUAUAAACUGGGCUUGAUUAGAUGUAAAUGUAAUUAGUAGUGAUAAAUAAAUUUGAAACGGCAUGCUAUCAAAAUCUAAAUGAUGUAUACAUCGUUGAUGAGAAAUCUGAUAGCCAAUCCGGUAAUAGAGUUAGCAAUGCAUGAGUGAAAGGUUACCGUCAAAAUCUAUCUUCAAGUUGAGUUCUCACAUCACCCACGCAUUUGACUUCACCCACGCAUUUGACUUAAUUUGUAUGUGCUUGCGCAGGUCUAUAUAUAUAGUUGAACUUCAGAAGAGAGGUUAGCAGUUAACACCCCAAAGUCCGAUUCAAUGGAGCCAAUAAAUGCCAAAGGACGCACAAUUUUUUUAAAUCAUCUUUAACUAUAAUUACUUUGAUUGUAUUGGAUAACUCAGUAUUGAUUAUCGAAUAUUGAGAAGUUAAAAAGUCAUGAUUAUUUAACUAUAUUUACUUUGAUUGCUGAGCCUUUUCUCGAUAGCAUAAUUCCUUGAAAUACAGCACAUGCAUUAAAUGAAUUGUCCAGCC
This is a messenger RNA of Cuscuta epithymum, 5070 nucleotides long. The record is from the annotation of a GenBank genome assembly. Lineage: Eukaryota; Viridiplantae; Streptophyta; Magnoliopsida; Solanales; Convolvulaceae.